UGCGAGGAUGAUCAGCCUUUGAAUGUCUGCUUUACUGAUCUAACGAAGCAUUAAGCAUUAUAUGCAACCGAUAAAGUUUAAACCUUUCGCACAUUGCCUCGAGCUCAUUCUAGAGUAGUUUGUGAUCUGUUAGGUCGGAUCCCGGGGUCGGAUAAUAUCCAUACCAUACCAGACUUUUUGCAGCUCAUUGAGAGGAAGAUUCAAGAUGAGUUCUGUUUUUAUCGACGAAGGAGCAGUUCGAGAUGGAUACGAGAACGUCAGGAAUGACGAAACCCCAGAGAAUUGGGUGGUCCUGAAGUAUGAUGGCAAACAGAUAUUCGUAUAUGAAAGUGGUAUUAACUACGAAGAUUUCUAUGCACAAUUUGGAGAUGAAGAAGCAGUGUAUGGAUACGUUAGAGUUGAGACUGGUGACGAAAUGAGUAGACGGGCAAAGUUUGCUAUGAUUACGUGGGUUGGGUCGAAUAUCUCUCCGCUAAAGAAGGCGAGAGUUAGCACAGACAAAGCCAUCGUCAAACAGGUCUGGAUUCAAUUUGGCAAAGAGAUUAUUGCUGAUGAGAAAUCUGAGUUGGCAUACGACAAGAUAGCAGACAUACUUGAACGGGCAUCAGGAGCCGCCUACGGGACUGGAAAAUAAAUUUGAUAUUACGUAAAUAGGCUUAAUCGUUCAUCAUUUUACUUCUUAAUUCUAUUCUAAGUAAAUUUAGGAUGUUUUUCUUUUUAACUUAACUUUCCCUUUUCUCGUAAGCUACGGUCGCAAAGGUUGAACAACGCACCAAAA
Molecule: messenger RNA, 778 nt
Organism: Lytechinus variegatus (green sea urchin)
Lineage: Eukaryota; Metazoa; Echinodermata; Echinoidea; Temnopleuroida; Toxopneustidae
Product: coactosin-like protein
Exons: 4
Coding region: 206-634 (142 amino acids)
Biological process (GO): regulation of actin filament polymerization
Cellular component (GO): cortical actin cytoskeleton; site of polarized growth; actin filament
Molecular function (GO): actin filament binding
Source: RefSeq, a predicted model, not a curated record